This is a messenger RNA of Arabidopsis lyrata subsp. lyrata, 577 nucleotides long. RefSeq lists its product as uncharacterized. Bases 129 to 401 code for a protein of 90 amino acids. The record is from RefSeq and is a predicted model, not a curated record. The transcript has 2 exons. NCBI's taxonomy places the organism in Eukaryota, Viridiplantae, Streptophyta, Magnoliopsida, Brassicales, Brassicaceae.
AAACUGAAUUGCCGGGAAGAGCGAGCGCGUGAGGUUUGACUUUGAAAAGGGUAAAACAGUCAAUUCAAAAAUCAUAAUCAUUCUAUAUAUAGAAGUUUCUCCUUGUGAAGCGCGUAAAAUCGAAGAAGAUGCGUCGAUCGGCGAGCGCCUCCAUAGUUUCCGACCAACUCUCAGCGAAUUCACCGUCACCAUCACCAUCUCCGCCGCGAAUUAAAACCGCCGCAGAUUCAGAUGAUAGCCACCUUCUUUUACCUAGGUACGAUCCCAACUCUCAUCCGGGGAAGAAGAACAAAUCGCGAUUCAGAUCCGCCGAGAACGCUAUCCAUUUCAUUCCAAUCGUACUCAUUCUCUGCGCCGUUAUACUCUGGUUGUUUUCGAAUCCAGCAAUGAUCAAACAAUGAAGAUUACAUGGUGGAAGACAGACUUUGAUUAGGUCAAGCUUACUCUGUUCUUGUUGUGACAGUUUUCUCACAAAUGUUAGCUUCUUUGUCUCAUUAGCAUAAACGAAUUACAUUGUAUGAUUCUUUAACAUUUAAUCACAGAGUUUAUAUUAACUUCUUUGAGAUUGUUCCUCUGA